Messenger RNA from Tuber aestivum (summer truffle), 905 nucleotides. Lineage: Eukaryota; Fungi; Ascomycota; Pezizomycetes; Pezizales; Tuberaceae. The record is from the annotation of a GenBank genome assembly.
AUCAAACAUCCCUCCUCAAAACACACCCCCCAUCAUCGCAACCAACCAAGAACAUCAAUCCCCCCCCUCUGUAGAUACCAGAAUUCUCAGCCAUGUUGCGCAACACAGCCCUACGGGCCGCGAGAUUGGCUGUCCCCGCUUCCCCCUCCGCCUCUGUCCUCGCCCGUAACAUUCCUGCCGUUGCCGGAUUCGUCCAAUCCCGCAGCGCUAGUCACGCCGUAUCGAACGUUACCCUCGCCGAUAUCGAGAAGAGAUGGGAGUCCAUGCCUCCAAACGAGCAGGCCGAUUUAUGGAUGUCUUUGAGGGACAGGAUGAAGGGUUCUUGGGGCGAAUUGACUUUGCAGGAGAAGAAAGCCUGUAGGUUGCCCUUUCGGCCCUCCACAUAUUCGCGACUUGGCCUCGACCUUUCGCUCACUAACCGCUCAAAUGCGAAUAGCCUACUGGAUCGCUUUCGGUCCCCAUGGCCCCCGCGCUGUUCCCCCUGCAGAUGAGAACAGGAAGGUUCUUUAUUAUACCCUCGUUGGUCUUGCUGCCUCGUUUGCCCUCUUCUAUGGUACCCGUCUCAUGGCAAGACCCACCCCAAAGACCAUGAACCGGGAAUGGCAAGAGCAGACCGACGAAUACCUCAAGGAACAGAAGGUGGAGCCCCUUACUGGCUAUGCAUCACCAGAUUAUAAGGGCAAGGGAGUGGUAAAGAACUGAUCAUCAUGUCUCUUGGUAUCGGGUUGUGGGGGUUUUCGUGGUGGAUGCGAUUUAGUACCGUAUUCGGGGGAUGCUAUUGAAACAACAAGAAAACAAAAAACAAAAAAAGGAAAGAAAAGAUAAAACAGUACAGACAGAUAUCUUUUGUGCGAAUUAUCUUUUGCCUAGUCAAUUACAAAGCGAUCGUCGAUUUCCUCUUCAGA